AGGGGAGGGCAGUGCACGUUAAAGCAGCACCACACAAGGAGGAAACAUUGCAGACACACGCCUGCGUUUAUGCGCUAAAUAACAGCCCGCUGGUUCAGCCCAGGCUUCUCACCAAAGACAAACAUCCAAGCAAACUGCUGCUAAGCUGCGGUGCCGCGGGCCACAGUGGUCGGGAAGAGCAGCCCAGUCCCGGAGCGCUGGAGCCAAACCGCCGUCCGGCGACUGGCGAAAUGGGUUCAGAGCCACCGUUGUCCCCUCAGGUCGUGGAGGAGGGGGGUGAGGAGGAAGAGGAGGAAUUGAGCGGGGCCGAGGAAGGCGAGCUGAGGGUGUCGGCGGGGAGGGGCUCCGUCCUCACACGCAGGGGCAUCACACUCAGGGUUCUGCUAAAAGACGGCCUCGUGGAGUCUGGGGACGGAGUGCUGUCCAUACACUACCUGGGGAAGAAUUUUGUGGGCGACCUGCUGACAGACGGGAAGAUCCGCUGGGUGGAGACGGGUCAGAUCUUCAACUCUCCGAGCGCCUGGGCCACACACUGCAAGCGUCUGGUCAACCCGGCCAAGAAGUCCGGCUGUGGCUGGGCGUCGGUACGCUACCGUGGACAGAAGCUGGCCCAGUACAAAACCAGCUGGCUACGCAAGUACCAGCCCAGCGCUGAUGUGAGCCUGGCCAGUGAGGGAGAGGAUGAUGAAAUGGCAGAAGACGAAGAGGAGGAUGCGAAGGCUGCCUUCCCAGCCGAGGAAAAAAACCGGAAGUCCAAACCAGAAUCCCAUGACGUCAGCGUGGUGCAGAGGAGAGGAGACAGAGAGAGGGUCCCUGUCAGAUACUGCUCGCUGGGGACCAGAGACGUCGCCAGAGACCCCCACACCCUCGUGGAGCUGUCGGCCUUCUCAGCCAUCAACCGCUUCCAGCCGUUCAAUGUCGCCGUGUCCAGCAACGUCCUGCUGUUAAUGGACUUCCACUGUCACCUGACCACGAGCGAGGUUGUGGGUUAUCUCGGAGGCCGAUGGGACACCACCACACAACUGCUGACAGUUUUGCGGGCCUUCCCCUGCCGCACACGCCUAGGUGACAGGGACGCUGCACCUGCUGUGGAGGAGGAGAUCUGCCAAAAUCUGUUCAUGCGAGGGCUGUCAUUGGUCGGCUGGUAUCACAGUCAUCCUCGAGGCCCCGCCCUCCCUUCUCUCCAAGACAUCGAUUCGCAGAUGGACCACCAGCUCCGCCUACAGGGCAGCAGCAACGGCUUUCAGCCGUGUCUGGGGAUCAUCUGUGGACCAUAUUACCAUGGCAACCAGGGUGUGGCAUCAACAAUCACUCCAUUCUGGGUGGUUCCUCCUCCAGAGCAAAGGCCUAAUGACUACGGUAUCCCCGUGGCUGUGGAGGUGACGUACGUGCAGGACAACUUCCUCACCACAGACGUCCUGAACGAGAUGAUGCUGCUGGUGGAGUAUUAUCGAGCUGCUCCUGACCUGGUGAACUUCAGUCAGAUGUGGUGUCCUGAUACCUCAAUACUGGAUAAGAUCAAGGCAUCUUUGAGUGGCCACGCCCCCAAAGACCAGGCCUACGCCCAGAUCCUAGAGCACGUAUACAAUCAGCUACGGAACAUGCAGUGAGGAAAGUGCUCUCUCCGCACUCAUGUGUCUGUGUGGAAGGGGUUCUUUUUCUCGGGGAGGGGGCUGGCGUUUCACAAAGCAUGACGGCUGAAGUCUGUAGCUCUUCCUAUUGGACAGCCCCGACUUUGGUUCCAUCCGAGACCCCCGCCACCCGUGAUCUGCUGUGUUUCGAGUCCCUUCCUGUAACACAGCCGCGUGUGCCCUCGUCGAAGGUGGAGACGAGGACCUGGACGUGUGCAAAUGCCUGUUGUGUCAACCACGACUGUUCCCUCUAGACAUGCAUCCUGUGAACCUGUCUUCCCUUUCGUCUAGAUGGCUUAGAGUAGGAAAGCGAAGGGGUUAGGAAGAAAAAAAGACUUUUAACAUGCACCCCUUUUCCUUGUAGCUGGUAUUUAUCUGUAGUUGUGGUUUGUGGAGCUCCCAGAAGAGAAAAAAAACAAAAUGACUUUAGGCUACCAAAGGCCUGCAAAUAUACACUGGAAUCCAUGAAACAAUCUGUGUCUGUUUCCUUUUGAUACGGGAGGAACUGUCAUCUUGUAGCAGCGCUCAAAGGUGGUGCACCAGCUACAACACUGAGAUGGAGUAGAAUUGCUAAUCCAGUUUAGCAGCUGCUAGUCUGUGUCUUCCACUGGAUGUGUUAUUUAAUACAAUUUAUAGAUUAAAUGUCGACUAACUGAUUAAAUGUUUAGCAGGUUUUCCAUUAAAGUGCUCGUUCUGU
Messenger RNA from Electrophorus electricus (electric eel), 2328 nucleotides. RefSeq names its product MPN domain containing (gene mpnd). NCBI's taxonomy places the organism in Eukaryota, Metazoa, Chordata, Actinopteri, Gymnotiformes, Gymnotidae. The record is from RefSeq and is a predicted model, not a curated record. Gene Ontology annotation, molecular function: protein binding; metallopeptidase activity.